Peromyscus eremicus (cactus mouse) is the source of this 1806-nucleotide messenger RNA. RefSeq names its product keratin, type II cytoskeletal 75. Gene Ontology annotation, molecular function: structural constituent of skin epidermis. NCBI's taxonomy places the organism in Eukaryota, Metazoa, Chordata, Mammalia, Rodentia, Cricetidae. Gene Ontology annotation, biological process: intermediate filament organization; keratinization. Gene Ontology annotation, cellular component: keratin filament. The coding region runs from base 1 to 1707 and encodes 568 amino acids. The record is from RefSeq and is a predicted model, not a curated record. The transcript is spliced from 9 exons.
AUGUCUCGGCAGUCCACCAUCACCUUCCACUCCGGCAGCCGCAGGGGUUUCAGCACAGCCUCCGCCACCACCCCAGCUACUGGCCGCUCCCGCUUCAGCUCUGUCUCCGUGGCCCGCUCCUCAGGAAACAGUGGGGGUCUGGGCAGGAUCAGUGGCGCUGGUGCUGGCACUGGCUUCGGAAGCCGCAGCCUCUACAACCUUGGGGGGACCAAGCGGGUCUCCAUCGGUGGAUAUGCUGGCAGUGGCUUCCGGAGCGGCUUUGGUGGCAGGGCUAGCAGUGGGUUUGGGGUCAGCAGUGGCUUCGGUUAUGGGGGUGGCAUUGGAGGGGGCUUCGGUGGCCCGGGCUUCCCUGCCUGUCCCUCUGGAGGCAUUAUUCAAGAGGUCACCGUCAACCAGAGCCUCCUCACUCCCCUCAACCUACAAAUCGACCCCACGAUCCAGCGGGUGCGGAAAGAGGAGCGCGAGCAGAUCAAGACCCUCAACAACAAGUUUGCCUCCUUCAUCGACAAGGUACGCUUCCUGGAACAGCAGAACAAGGUCCUGGAGACCAAGUGGAACCUCCUGCAGGAGCAGGGCUCCAGGACUGUCAGGCAGAACCUGGAGCCCUUCUUCGACGCGUACCUCAAUGACCUCCGCCGGCAGCUGGAUGGCGUCACUGCUGAAAGAGGCAGGCUGGAUGCCGAGCUGAGGAGCAUGCAGGAGGUCGUAGAAGACUUCAAAGUCAGGUACGAAGAUGAAAUUAACAAGCGCACUGCCGCCGAGAAUGAGUUCGUGGGCCUGAAGAAGGACGUGGACGGUGCCUACAUGAACAAGGUAGAGCUGGAGGCUAAGGUGGACUCUCUGACUGACCAGAUCAACUUCUACCGGAUGAUCUAUGAGGCAGAGCUUUCUCAGAUGCAGAACCAGGUGAGUGACACCUCGGUGGUCCUGUCCAUGGACAAUAACCGCAGCCUGGACCUGGACAGCAUCAUCGCCGAGGUCAAGGCCCAGUACGAGGACAUUGCCAACCGCAGCCGGGCAGAGGCUGAGUCCUGGUACCAAACCAAGUAUGAAGAGCUGCAGGUGACAGCUGGCCGGCAUGGCGACGACCUCCGCAACACCAAGCAAGAGAUCUCGGAGAUGAACCGGAUGAUCCAGAGGCUGAGAUCUGAGAUUGAUGCCGUCAAGAAGCAGUGUGCCAGUCUGCAAACUGCUAUCUCAGACGCUGAGCAACGUGGAGAGCUAGCCCUCAAGGAUGCUCGGGCCAAGCUGGUGGACCUUGAAGAUGCCCUGCAGAAGGCCAAGCAGGACAUGGCCCGGCUGCUGCGCGAGUACCAGGAGCUCAUGAACGUCAAGCUGGCGCUGGACGUGGAGAUCGCCACCUACCGCAAGCUGCUGGAGGGCGAGGAGUGCAGGCUGAGCGGAGAGGGAGUUUCCCCAGUGAACAUCUGUGAGUAUGACCCCUGUGGCUUGGAGCUCACGUGGUCAGCUGUGGUCACUUCGACCGUUUCCAGCGGCUACGGUGGUGGCAGCAACAUUGGAGGUGGAAGCCUGGGUCUUGGCGGGAACAGUGGCUAUUCCUUCACCACCAGCGGUGGGCACAGCCUGGGUACAGGUCUGGGAGGCUCUGGCUUCACCACCAGUAGCAGCCGGGGCCCGGCGGGCAGUGGCUCCAGCAUCAAGUUUGUUUCCACCACGUCGUCCAGCAGGAAGAGUUACAAGCACUGAGGUGGCCGGCCUGCAGCCUCCCUUUGCUGCUGCCCUGAAGCCUCCUUGCACUUGUAACUGGAUGCCUGGGCCCUUCCCCCAUAUCCUCUUCACAGGACC